AUGGUCGCGCCGGGCGCCGCUCUGAGUGACCUUUCACCCGCGCCCAGCGGACCCGGGCGGCGGCACAAGGCGGAAGCCAUGGCGGAGGCGGCGGCUGCAGCGGGCGGGACCGGCGCGGGCGCGAGCUCGGGCUCUGGAGCUGACCGGGAUCGGGACCCAGAUCGCGCAGGGCGGCGGCUGCGGGUUCUCUCGGGCCAUCUGCUGGGCCGGCCCCAGGACGCUCUGAGUACCAAUGAGUGCAGAGCGCGGAGAGCCGCGGCGGCGGCAACGGCGGCGCCCACGGCCACUCCCGCCGUGCAAGAGUCGGGCAUCAUCCCCAAGAAGCGGCAAGAAAUUAUGAAAUGGAAUGGAUGGGGAUAUAAUGAUUCCAAGUUCUUCUUCAAUAAAAAGGGGCAAGCUGAAUUGACUGGGAAAAGGUAUCCUCUUAGUGGCAUGGUUUUACCAACUCUUAGAGAAUGGAUCCAAAAUACCCUUGGAGUAACUCUGGAGCAUAAAACUACCUCUAAAGCAUCUUUAAAUCCUAGUGAUACACCUCCUUCUAUUGUAAAUGAAGAUUUUCUUCAUGAACUUAAAGAAACCAAUAUUUCAUAUUCACAGGAAGCAGAAGAUCGAGUAUUUAGAGCUCAUGGUCAUUGUCUUCAUGAGAUAUUUUUGCUCAGGGAAGGAAUGUUUCAGCGAAUUCCUGAUAUAGUUUUAUGGCCAACAUGUCAUGAUGAUGUAGUUAAGAUUGUGAAUCUAGCGUGCAAAUAUAACCUUUGUAUCAUACCAAUUGGUGGAGGAACAAGUGUUUCAUAUGGCCUGAUGUGUCCUGCGGAUGAGACACGAACAAUUAUUUCUUUGGACACUUCACAAAUGAAUCGAAUCCUUUGGGUUGAUGAGAACAACCUGACAGCUCAUGUAGAGGCUGGCAUAACAGGACAAGAGUUGGAAAGACAGCUUAAGGAAAGUGGUUAUUGUACGGGUCACGAACCAGAUUCUCUGGAAUUUAGCACUGUGGGAGGAUGGAUUUCAACUCGGGCAUCAGGCAUGAAGAAGAAUAUCUAUGGCAACAUUGAGGACCUGGUGGUUCAUAUAAAAAUGGUAACACCUAGAGGUACAAUAGAAAAAAGCUGUCAAGGACCUCGUAUGUCAACAGGCCCUGAUAUCCAUCACUUCAUCAUGGGAUCUGAAGGAACUCUUGGUGUAAUAACAGAAGCUACAAUAAAAAUCAGACCAGUCCCAGAAUACCAGAAGUAUGGCUCAGUAGCUUUCCCUAAUUUUGAACAAGGAGUAGCCUGUUUAAGAGAAAUUGCAAAACAGAGAUGUGCUCCUGCAUCUAUUCGCCUCAUGGACAACCAGCAGUUUCAGUUUGGUCAUGCUCUUAAACCUCAGGUUUCCUCUAUUUUUACAUCUUUUUUGGAUGGAUUAAAAAAGUUUUAUAUCACAAAGUUUAAAGGAUUCGAUCCAAAUCAGCUAAGUGUAGCCACAUUAUUGUUUGAGGGGGACCGUGAGAAAGUUCUUCAACAUGAAAAACAAGUAUAUGAUAUUGCUGCAAAAUUUGGUGGGCUGGCUGCCGGAGAAGAUAAUGGACAGAGAGGUUAUUUACUCACCUAUGUCAUUGCGUACAUUCGAGACUUGGGUUUGGAAUACUAUGUAUUAGGAGAAUCUUUUGAGACUUCUGCUCCUUGGGACAGGGUUAUAGAUCUCUGCAGAAAUGUCAAAGAAAGAAUAGUAAGGGAAUGCAAAGAGAGGGGUGUUCAAUUUGCUCCUCUUUCCACAUGCAGGGUGACUCAAACAUACGAUGCAGGUGCAUGUAUCUACUUCUAUUUUGCCUUUAACUACAGGGGAAUUAGUGACCCACUGUCCGUGUUUGAACAAACUGAGGCAGCUGCUAGAGACGAAAUCCUUGCUAACGGAGGGAGCCUCUCACAUCAUCAUGGAGUGGGCAAGUUACGGAAGCAGUGGCUAAAGGAAAGUAUCUCUGACGUCGGCUUUGGGAUGCUGAAGUCUGUCAAGGAGUACGUGGACCCCAAUAACAUCUUUGGAAACAGAAACCUUUUAUAAAUCCUUUAGAAUCAUUAUGGAAAAUGUCACUUUUUUGUUUUUUAAAGUCUUCAACUAUGGUUAUACCAGUAAUCAAAUAUAUCAUGGACUAUAUUUUGGCUACAUUUGUUUGUUGGUUUAAAAUAAGUUUGUUUUCCUUCUGUAGUUUGUUUUGUUUCCACAUCUGCGGAUUGACAGAUGGUAUUCCUAAAUCUCUCACUGUAGGCAUCAGUUUACGGCCAACCGGUUGUCAUUUCAAAUAUUAAGUAGCUCAAGGCUGCCAGUUAUUUCAGAGGAAGAUGCUGCCGGCUGUUUUGUACUGAAGCUUCCUCUUGGGGAACAAAGACAGAUUUGGUAUCAUCUAUCGCUUAUCUAGCCUCUUUUUAGAACAAUGUUUCUAGAAGCAGAUAUCUAGGGAAGGAUUCCACUGAGGAGUGUUUGUGUGUGUGUGUGUGUUUUUAAGAGCAUAUUCUGUUGUGAGUAGGCCAGUAAGGGAGGAUGCUCAUGAAAGAACAUAGGCAACAUGUUACUUAGGACUUGGUUAGUGCUGUAAGGUGCUUGGCCUACAGUUUUCUUUGAAAUUAGUAUACAGUUACAAAAUCUUAAAUCAUCAGUGAACCAGUUACUCUGUUCUCCUUGUUUCUGUUGCUACUGAGGGAUGAGUUGUAUUUGUAUCACUGAGAUAACCCAAGAUUAUGUCCUACUUCACUCAUUCUAUAUUUUGUGAGAAAAGCCAACUUACCAUCAUUGUCCAUGAAGAACAGGUUUACCAUGAAGUGAAUGCCUCCGUUUAACCUAGAGUCCUCACGUUUCUGAUUUUACUUCCUUGUUGCUGAACUGCAGAAGCAUCUAUCACAGGAGCACAUGGAAGAUCCCUUACACUUAACGUCUCCAGUUGAAAGAUUGUUUGGCUAAAGAACAGUCAUUGUUCAGCUAUUAAUUUCGAAAGACUUAACAGUUUCAAUGACAAAAAGACAAAAAUCUUUUUUUUUAAAUUAGCCCAAACAACAUGAUACAUUUUCAUUAUAAAAGUAAAGUUUUGAUUUAGUUUUUAAUAAUGGUUUAAUGCCUUUUUUGAAUUACUGGUUUAACCUAAAUUUUAAAAAAUGUAAUGUAUUAAUGCAUAUACCAUAAUCAAAAGUUUGAAAUAUCCUAUUUCUUAAAUAAUGAGAUCAUUAAUCACAUUUAGCAAACAUUUUUACAUCCAAACUUGGAUAUUAAAAUAAGUGAAAUGCUUACUUUGAAUCACUGUCAGAGUUCAUGAUUCACAUUUUGAGAUGGAUUCUUUUCUUAAUGCAAUACCUAACUUUUGAUAAUUUUUUAAAAUUAAUAUUUGAUCAUAUAUAAGUCAACAUGCAGACGAUCCUUUUAAAGGACACACUGUCUGUCUAUGUAGCAACAGCUCCAAAGUCUUUUUGGGCCGUUUGAUACCUUUUAUAUCUGAAGUAGCCUUAACCAGAAAAGUGAAAAUUUAAAAUUGACAAAAUGAUAUUUUUAAGACUUCAAAAUUAUAAUUUUUAACUAUUAAAAUUGGCCUCAAGCUAAUAAACUUAAAUCUGUAAGCAAAUUAAAAUUAAAUAUUAGUUUAGCAACAAAAACUAAAUAUUUAUUUUUUAGAUGCUGCCUCUCUUCAUUGUGAUUUAUUUUUAAUUAUAAAAUGUCCAGCAAAUCUUUGCUUAAAGCCCUUGAUAUUUGAAAUUGUGUGACACUUGAUGAGAAAAUUGCCUCUAGAAUUAUAAAAUUCUCAGCUUUCUAAAAUGCUUCUAUUCAUGAAGGUAAUUUCUCUAAUCGGUGAUCAAAAUGUAAAAUUUAACAAGGUACUAAUAUCUCACUGGAAGUGUAUACAUGUUUCUGAAUAGUUUUUUUUUUAAUAAAACAAAUUCAUAAACAGAUCCACUCCUUUGCAUGUGAUUGUUACAUUCUUUCCCAGGGAGCUUGGAUUUCAAUAACCUCAGCAAUCCGUAUUUAAUAUUAGGAAGCUAUAAGUGUAACACCUGAGAUCCUUAUAUUCACUAUUCUUUAUCAGCAUUAUGGAAAUCACUGCAUUAGGUCUAUUUCUUUUUCCCAUGUAUGCAGGACUCCCCAGCCAUGAUUUUAUAAUGGUGACUGCAUUAUAUAGUUCACAUCAUUUCUACAGGGAUCACAUUAAAACACAAGAACCUUCAUCUGUACUGUUUUCACUCUGAUUUAUCAAAUCAGAAAGCCUUCCCCCACUUUCACACACCCACUUCUGGGAGGUGCCUCAGUAUAGACUUCCAGUCUGUGGAGGACUGAGCUCAUGAAUAUGCACAGAAGCACUUAAACCAGGCCUCUUCUGAAGUAUCUGAAAAUGGCUUCAUAAAGUUAAAGCCAGGAGAACAGUGUUUAUGUGAGGCUUCUUAUCUCAUUUUGAGUAUGUUGAUUUAAAAUUUUUUAAGUCUGUAGCCUAUUUAGUUUUCAGUAUUGCAUAAUACUGACUUCACUUUCUUAAAGUUGUAUUUAUAAUGUUUUACUUAAGUUUGAUGAUGUCACAUUUGGGUUGGGGUUUCCCUGGGAAUGGGAACUUGCUGCUAGUGAGAGAUGAUUUUGAAUACUAAAGAUAAUAUGAACAGGCUUUAUUGACCCUUAGAGAAAAUGUUGCCUUAAUGUUUGGUGCAAUUUAUAGUAAUAUGUCAGUGAAUUUUUGGUAACCUGAGCUAAGUAACUUGAGCUUUUUUAGUUUAGUAAGAGUUGUGAGAAGCCACAUGUUUAUUGUGCCCAGGAUUGUACCACAAGGAAAGAGGAUUAAAUUCUUUUUCCCUUCUGAAGAAUUGGGAAUUUUCUUCCUAAAAGUGCUUAUAUAUUAUAGUACUGUUACUUAAAAAUUAUUAUGAAACUGGAAGCCUUUUGGUGUGCCUAAGUUGAUACAUUUUGAAAAAACAAGUGCAGUAAAGGAUGAGCUUCCAUCAGUGUGUAUUAUACCAGAUACAGAUGGUUGCAAGGACACCUCCCCCCCCACCCCAGAAUACUGUAUGAAUAAUUGCUAAAUCCUAGCUUGCAGUUUUGAAAAUGCCUCUUGCAUGUUGGCCCAUGAGAUUUUUCUCUUAAUGUAUUCUUUCACAGCUGCUUAACCAUGGAUGAUCAGCAGAACUGUAAUCCCAACCAGAAGUGUGAUCCUUUGGCUUUUCAGAUGAGGCCGGAUUUGCUUGCACUUCUGUUCUACAUAAUUGUUGGAACACAUUUGUUUACUCUGGGUUGAUUCACAAAUUCCAUGUGCUGGUGCUUGAGGCAGUCAAAUGGGAUACUGUGGGAGGCAUAUCUGUAUUUUAAGAAACACUGAGACAGGAGUUAAGGACAGGUUUAAUAAUUUUGAUUUACCACUUAAUCUUUAGCAACUUUGGUUUUAAUCAGGGCUUAGCUCAUGGUAGGAGAAAAGUGGAAAAUGUCAAGUACCAGAUGAGGAUGGAAGAAUCUGCAGUGUUUCUCCUUUGGCUUUAUGAGCUAUGGAAGUGUGGCUUUGCUCAAGGCUUCGUGUUCCCAAAUGAGCCAUAUGUCAAUAUAUUCACUUAAUUCUUACUAAUUUCAGUUUCCUGAAACAGAGACAACUUAUACAUUGAUGUUGAAACCCAGAAAGUGUAAAAGGUUUACUUAAACUGUUGAAAUAUAGUGUCUGAUAUGAAGGAUGUAAGUUACUCAGCUUUCUGUUCCCUAAGCCAGUGUUUGUCUUCAGUGUGAAAUUUAACUGUACAAAGUACUUGUAAUGUCAAGAGAAUAUAGAAACAUAUUAUUAAUAAAAUGGACCUGGGUCUAAGAAUUCUUUUUCCUUUAAGGGGAGUGUGAAGUGGUUUAUUCUUCUCUUUGCAUAUGGGUUUUUCUUUCAACUUUAGUUUUUCAUCUUCAUAUUUACACUGAUUUGGAAAUAGAAAAUUAUUUUUAUAAUUUUAUUGAUGUAGCAUGAUCAAAUACAACUUACAAAUCCCUUUGGCUGUAUUGCUGAAAAUAUUGUUAACUAGAUUUUAUUAGAUUCUAAUUAUUUUUUAAGUCAAUAGUAUAUUCCCAGGAGGUGUUAGUCUUCUAUCAAUGUGAAGCAUCCCCUUUUCAAUCUUGAAAGACUUUCAAGAAUGAGCACUGUUGUGCUCUUCUAACCACAACAAUUAAUUUCUUCAACAAGAGUAAGGACCACUGGUAUAUAGAACAUUCGAGCCAAAGAACCAUCACAGAAUUCAGUAACUUUAGUUCUGUGAACAUGAAAUGAUUUCUUUUUUUAGUUCCCAAGGGAGAUUAUUUUAUAUAUUUUCAUAAGGAAGAGAGAUAAUAUAUUAAAUGUCAUUAAGAACAUUUUUCAGGAACUCUGAAUUCCAAAUCUGAAAAAGAAAGAAAAAAUUCAUUUUCAUUUGAAUUUCUAAGCUACAUAUGUACAUGUUUUUAAGGCAUCUUACUGUUAGCAGUGUUUUCCAUGGAUACCACAAGCACCCCAUGAAACAUGUUCUUAAUUCUUGAAGGAAUCAUAUUCACAUAUCCGAAAAGGAUGUAAUACUUGUGUUGGUAUAUGGUUUCUGUAGUUAGUUUUUGAGCUACUCAAACAAUAUCCCUCCCAAAAGUUCACAGUGCCUUGUUGGGAGCUUCUUUUUUCCAUGAAAUAGCAAUUUAAAAUGAGUAGGAGAGGAUGUCUUUAAAGACAGUUUAUCAGUUCAUGGAUAUGCCUCUUCAAGAACAUAUCAGGAAUUAAGUAGUUGUAGAACACUGAUAAGCCUUUCCACAGUUGGUUUGGAUCAUCGUCUAGCAUAUUCAACUAUUUAUGUGGUAGACCCGUACUCUCAUAUAUGCAUCUAUGGGAUUUGUACCUACUUUCCAUUCCUACAUUUUCAUUUUACUGUCCUAACCUUGUGGCCCUGAGCUGUAGCCAUUUGGAUGGCCAUUGAGACAUUCUCCACCUGCUUCUGGAUGUCAGCUCCCAACUCCCCAGAGUGGAGUCUGGGAGCAGAGAUUCUAUUCCUUAUAUUGUGUCAGUCCUUUUUUGUGUGAUGGUGCCUUCAGAAUAAUGACUAUUUCUGUUCCUGGACAAUGAUAAAUCUUAGGAGAUAUUUGUGUAGGUUAUAAUAAUUUUUGUCCCUUUUUUACCAAGCCUGUGAAAUACUUUGACUCUGAUACAACUUGACUUGAAUAAUGUCUUAUCCUGAGUCUUCCUCUAAGGCAGUACUUACUCCUGCCAGUACUGUAGUAAUCUUUUGGGAACUACAUGUGGGUAAGCCCUUGUGUGUAAGCCAUUAUACUGCUGUAACUGAUGCAUACAAGCAAUUCUCCACAUUUAUAAUCUAAAAGUGGAUAUGUAGUGGGAAGGAAAAUUCCUGAGAGAUUCCAGCAUAGCUUUGUCAAUUCAGACUGAGCCAUACUGUUUUCCACAAGGGCUCACACAUAAUCUCUAUACUGUGCUUUCCGUGUAUGUUCAGAUUCUCGUUUUACUGGCUUUUCUAGACUGUACUGUCUAUAAGCAAAUGCCCAUGUGUGAUUUUUAAGAUGUGCUGGGAACAAAUAAAACAGUACCAAAACCA
This is a messenger RNA of Oryctolagus cuniculus (rabbit), 7532 nucleotides long. RefSeq names its product alkylglycerone phosphate synthase (gene AGPS). Lineage: Eukaryota; Metazoa; Chordata; Mammalia; Lagomorpha; Leporidae. Gene Ontology annotation, molecular function: alkylglycerone-phosphate synthase activity; FAD binding. The record is from RefSeq and is a predicted model, not a curated record. Gene Ontology annotation, cellular component: peroxisome. Gene Ontology annotation, biological process: lipid biosynthetic process.